Messenger RNA from Nannospalax galili (Upper Galilee mountains blind mole rat), 1482 nucleotides. It is a transcript of the gene Ube2l6, whose product is annotated as ubiquitin conjugating enzyme E2 L6. NCBI's taxonomy places the organism in Eukaryota, Metazoa, Chordata, Mammalia, Rodentia, Spalacidae. Bases 596 to 1057 code for a protein of 153 amino acids. The record is from RefSeq and is a predicted model, not a curated record. The transcript is spliced from 4 exons.
GCAAGACCACACAAAGAAUCCCCCACAGUUAAGGGAGCGGUCCUUGGAGGGCAUGCAGUCUACACUGCCCCUUCCCCCACUCGUUUUAAGGAUGGGGCACCGAACCCACAAAAGGCAAGUGACUUGCCGGGGGUUCUGGGAAUCUCUGUAGAGAAGGAGCUCGGGGCGGCGGUCUUGUGCUGGAGGCCACCGAGGGACCUAUAGCAGAGCUGCGUUUGUUCCUAGGGCGAGCGUGUCCUUGGAGAGGCCUGGAGGAGGCUGAUGGAGGCUGGGGACUGAAUUUGGAUGGACCGACUCCUUCCAGGCUCCCGGGUGCGCGAGGCCCCCAAGCUGAACCUAGAGAUCAAGCAGUUCAGUGCGCUCCAAGACCCUGGUAUCAGAUCCACAAAGAGCGGGAGCUCCUGGGAUCCGAGACCGUGGUCCUGGGACCCGUCCGCGGCCUCCCGGGCUCCACUGACCGGAUGGGGAACAGGUUUACGCAGCCGGAGUCUGCGGGGGUGGAGCGGAGCGUGGGCGGGGCUCAGGGGGUGUGAUCCUGGUGCCAGGUGUGGAUGGUCCUGUCGGAGUCCCCGGCUGCCCCAAGCUCGAACCGGAGAUGUCGGCCAGCAAGCGAGUGGCGAAGGAAUUGGAGGACCUUCUGAAGCAACCUCCCCCCUACCUGCGGCACCUGUCCAGUGAAGAUGCCAAUGUGCUGGUGUGGCACGCGCUCCUCCUGCCUGACCAACCUCCCUACCACCUCAAGGGCUUCAGUCUGCGCAUUGAUUUUCCCAGGGAGUAUCCAUUGAAGCCCCCCACCUUGAGAUUCACCACCAGGAUCUACCACCCCAAUGUGGAUGAGGACGGGAAAGUGUGUCUGCCCCUCAUCAGCAAUGUGAACUGGAAGCCUCAGACCAAAAUCUGCCAAGUCCUGGAGGCUCUCAGUGUGCUGGUGAAUAGACCAAAUCUGGAGGAGCCUGUGCGGGUGGAACUCGCUGACUUGCUGACCAGUAACCCGGAGCUGUUCAGGAAGAAAGCUGAGGAGUUCACCCUCCAGUUCGGAGUGGACCGACCCUCUUAAUUCUGGUUCUGAGCCCUCUCUGCCUAGAUCUUCUGCCUGCUGGAUGACAUCACCUCCUCUGGAGGAUCAUCCUGUGCUGGAGUUUUCUUUCAUAGCUGCUAGUUUGUGGACACGGUGGUGGGGGAAGAUGCCAAAGGGUGGUAUGUGCUCAUUCCUCGGGUCACCUGGCUGCAGGUGUACCCUUCACACACUCUUGGCCUCUUCCAGAACCACAGGAAGUUAGGUUUGCCAUCUGUAAUCACCAUCAAAGCCAGCUAGCAGGAAAAUAAAUCCCUCAGGGACCAGGCAACAAAGGGUAAAGAGAAAAGGGCGGGGAUAUAGGUGGAAGGCAGAGUAUAUAGAAAGUGACAAAUUCACUAUCGAAUGAUGGGAAUUAGCCAAACUUGUAAACAGAUUUAAGCAUUAAACCCUUUAUUUUCCACGGA